Molecule: messenger RNA, 6573 nt
Organism: Trichomycterus rosablanca
Lineage: Eukaryota; Metazoa; Chordata; Actinopteri; Siluriformes; Trichomycteridae
Gene: shc1
Product: SHC (Src homology 2 domain containing) transforming protein 1
Exons: 12
Coding region: 477-2222 (581 amino acids)
Biological process (GO): cell surface receptor protein tyrosine kinase signaling pathway; intracellular signal transduction
Cellular component (GO): plasma membrane
Molecular function (GO): receptor tyrosine kinase binding
Source: RefSeq, a predicted model, not a curated record
GUUCGUUCACUCUCUGAUCUUCUCGCUGUCUCUCUCUUUAUUUAUUGAUCUGUCUGUACCCUGGAAGCAUCUUCUAAGAGUCUCGGCUGCAGCUAAUAGGUUUUAUGAGAGACUCUGUCAGACAAGAGCUUCUAGAGUUUAGCCUAGAUCAAAGAAACCAAAAAAGCAUGCCAAAUAUUAACGUUUCUUGUUUUGUUUUGUUUUUUUGUCACGCACUUUCCAGUUGAUGACAAUCACUUCGGGUUUCUUUGGUCGAGCCUUUUGUGCUCUGUAAUUACACAACUCUAUGCAGGAUAAAAUCUAAUGCAAGGACACCCUGUGUAAAGUUUGUGUAAAGUGGUCCAAUGAUGAAGAGAUCACUGGACGUCAAGAAACGAACAAUUGUUACGGAGAAAAAACAGAAGAUCAAGUCGCAACUGUUUGGAAAGAGACACUUAGAGAACCUACAUUUUACCUGAACUGAUAGACUUAAAAAAAUGGAGCUCGUCCCUAAAACCAAAUACACCCCCUUCAGGAGCGACUCGUUCAGCUCGACGGACGAAACGGCCUCCAAUCCUUCUCUGCCAUCCUCGGCUCCCCUCACCCCUCUUACUCCACCGGGCAUUCCUCCCUCUCUCUCCUUCUCAUCCCUGGCACCCAUUCUGCCCCCGACCUCCCCUCGCCAAGCCGAGAGCAGCCCUACCACCUUGUGCUCCUUCUUCCCCAGGAUGGGCUCCCUGCGCCUGGGCAUUUCGGCCACUCUGCUCCCAGGCCUGAAAGCCUCCACUAGGCUCCAGGAGACUCCCAGCACCACCUCCAGCACUACCUCGACUCCUCCUCACGCUCCUCCUCCUCCAUUACUUCCACUAACAGCUCCAUGUCCUCCUCCUCGUCCCCCACAGGAUAUGAACCGGCUGGGCGGCGCGUCUCGGAGGGCCCGCGUGGAAGGAGGCCAGCUCGGAGGCGACGAGUGGACGCGCCACGGCUCCUUCGUCAACAAGCCCACACGAGGAUGGCUGCACUUAGACAACGUGGUCAGCACCACCGGCGUCUCCUACACUGUCAGGUACAUGGGCUGUGUGGAGGUGCUGCAGUCAAUGAGAGCACUGGACUUCAACACCAGAACUCAGGUUACCAGAGAGGCCAUAUCAGUAGUGUGUGAGGCAGUACCAGGUGCCAAAGGAGCUCAGCGCAGGAGAAAGCCCACAUCUCGUUCUCUUUCCUCUAUCUUGGGGAAGAGUAAUCUCCGGUUCGCUGGAAUGACAAUCAACCUCACCGUCUCGACUAACAGCCUAAACCUCAUGGCAGCCGACUGCAAACAGACUAUCGCCAACCAUCACAUGCAGUCCAUCUCUUUUGCAUCAGGAGGAGAUCCAGAUACUGCGGAAUAUGUAGCCUACGUUGCCAAGGACCCAGUCAACCAGAGAGCAUGUCACAUCCUGGAGUGCUCCGAGGGUUUGGCGCAGGAGGUGAUUAGCACCAUCGGUCAAGCCUUUGAGCUGCGAUUCAAGCAGUAUCUGAAGAACCCACCUAAACUCGUCACCCCACCUGACAGGAUGACACCAUUCGAUGGUUCAGCGUGGGAGGAGGAGGAAGAUGACUUGGUUCCUCCCCCGGAGGUCCCUUAUUAUAAUAAUUUUCCUGGAAAACAGCCACCCCCAGGAGGACUGGUGGACAUGAGGACUCGUCCUGGACACAGCACAGGACCCACACUGCCCUAUGGACAGAAUGAUAUCCAUAAGCAACCUCUGCCUCCAUUACCAGUGGGAGCGAAGGAAGGCGGUUUGUUUGACGACCCCUCAUACGUCAAUGUAGAUAAACCCCGCCCCCCGGCGCCUGCAGCCAACGGCAAUGCUCACAAAGAUGCUUUCGACAUGAAGCCAUUCGACGAUGCCCUCGGAGUGUCUAGCACAGGGGCGCCCCCUCUGGGUGAACAGCUGCAGAGCGAGCCCUGGUUCCAUGGGCCCCUAAGUCGUAGACAGGCGGAGAGGCUUCUGAGUAAGGACGGAGAUUUUCUGGUGCGCGAGUCGGGCACCACACCAGGCCAGUACGUGCUCACGGGCCAGCAAGGCAGCCAGCCCAAACACCUGCUGCUGGUGGACCCAGAGGGAGUGGUUCGUACCAAAGACCACCGCUUCGAGAGCGUCAGUCACCUAAUCAGUUAUCACAUGGACAACCGGUUGCCGAUCGUCUCUGCAGGAAGUGAAGUGUGUCUUCAGCAACCAGUGGAGCGUAGAGCCUAAAUGUUACACUCCUACUCCUUCCUCUGGCUCAGUGUUUAACCUAAUCACUGCUUUCUUCUUGGCCUUUGUUUCAACUGGACAUCUUCAUUGAUCAGCUCAUUUGUGCAAAAGGGCUGGACAAAAGGAGCCCAGUGAGCUUUGUACUUAAUCGACCCAUUUAGAACCUGAAAGCAAUGUGAUUAUUGGUCUCAUCGACCAGAAGAUCAGACCCGUCACAGUAUGCUUUAAGGAAAAUAAAAAGCACACAUGAAACGGAAACACUGAGCCAAAAAGGAAACCCAACAAACUGAUGUGGUGGAUGAUGCUCUUUCCUGCAGAAAGAAAGACUGCGAUGCAGCUAUAGCAUGACAAAGGCCCAGGCAUUUCGGAGGGUAAAGCUGCUGAUUUUACUUUGCAUCCGCAUAGAACUCCAAAGACUGAGACUGCAUCCAUAAUCCAGAGACCUGAAAGGCUUAAGGUUUGGUUUUAUCAGAGAGCCAAUGGCUGCAGGUUUCACAGUUAGCCAGGGAUGAAUGCUAAUGCUGAGGAUGUCAAUCAUGAUAAAUGUAAUCUGAGCUCCUUCACCAUCCCCUGGUUGAGCAGCUUUAUUCUUGACAGAUUGUCCAGAGUUUGUGCUUGAGAUCUGGCCCAGUGUCUCUCUUGGGAUUAUCAGGAACACUCUGAAAGCUGACGAAUUUUGCUUCAAACCCACAUCUGGAUCGUUUAAAAAAACGCAAUCACCAUGGCUGUUAACGUGGCCAUGUUAUUGAUGUCAUGGAGUAAAUCAAGAAAGAGAUAUCAAAAUAAAAAAAAAUCAGAAGCAAUCAAAACAGCGACCUUCAUAAACCUUAAUUUGGGAAAUGAUGGGCCUUAGAGACAGUAAUAGAUUGUAGAUACAGAAAAUGGGAAAUCAAAUUCAGGUCUCUAUCUGGUCAUCGUAAACUGGAGUUCAUAUUCUUUUGUGAUACGGCAUCUUUUAAAGCACCUGGUAUUAUCUUUUAUUCCUGUUGUAUGAAUGAAAUGUGUUUCUUACUGUAUAUUUGACUUUUUGGUUUGUUUUUCUUUCUUCGUUAGCAAUGACAAUCUAUGUGUUUGAGUCAGGACUGCUUUUUCAAUGUAAGAUUUAAAUAAAAAUGACAAAAGACAUAAGGGUGAAAAUUCAUAUGGGUCAAUGACAUGUCCAAUUGUGUUAUUUCUCUCUAAAAUAAUUCAGUCAUGCAUUAUACAUCAUACAUUAACUCAUUUAUCCAAACACAUUUUUCAAGAAUAAUAAAAUCUCAGGCAUUUGCUUUUUGAAAUUUUCAAAGAUCUGUCAGGUUGUGUGACCUCUCCAUGUAUAUUUGCUGAUAUAAAUGGUAAAGAGUUCAUACAACAUUUUACAUAACAUACACAGGCAUGAAUUUAUGUCUAGAACAAGCUGCAAAUUAAUAUUUCUUUAACAUAUAUUCAAACUCAUGAAAUGGAAAAGAGUAGUGUUUAGGGAAUAGGAAAAAAACUGAAGUACCAAGAGGAACCCAAUAAAUUCAGAUCCUGUUUGGUGUUUGCUUUUCAGGUUGACAAUUUUGUUUAAUUGCAGCUGCCUGUGCACCCAAGUUUGUAAUGCAAUGAAGUAGAUUUGUUGUGACUCUCAGCUAGACAAUAGAACCUCCCUACACACUUAUUGCCACCCACCCAUAGCAUGUAUCUUUUUAAAUCUUAAAAUAGGGUGAUGAUUUGCAGGAAAAAAAUGCUGGGUUUCUACAUUAAAACAAAGUUUUUACAUAAUUUCUGUAAGGACUCCGAGUGCUCCUCACACGGGGCACCAAAAUGUAUUAGUUGGUUCUAUUAUGAGGAAACCAAACUUUUUAUUUACAAAUCCAGCCAUUAAAAACAUAUUUUCUAUUUUAAUUUGUGCCACUGAGACUACUCAUAGAUUACAGCCCCUGCAUAUUUGUCAUCCUUGUAAAAAAAAGAGUAUGAUUGGCGCUCAGGUGGUGCAGCGGUAAAACACACUAGCACACCAGAACUGACAUUUCGAACUCGCCGGUUUGAAACUCUCAAUUGGCUGUCGUACAUACAGAGUGGGAGUCGGAGCCAGGACCUCAUAACUGAUGCAGUUAAAACCUCUGCAGGCUGGUUGAUGGUGCCUGUACCUUGUCGAGGAUUAAUGCGUUGAUCAGGGUGUGUCUCUCCGUACACAAACCUGAUUCGUAUAUGAACUCGUCUCGUGCAGGUGAAAAGAUGCAGUCGGGUACUGCUCAGGGUGUGUGUCAGUCUCACUUUCCUCAAAACUAGAUAGAUUGGGAGGGAAAAAUGCAAAAAAUACAAAAUUGUUCAAGCGCAUUCAAACAUAUCAAUACAUCAAUUAUUGUAAACAUGUCGUUGACCCAUAUGCUCAAAUGCUUAAAAAAAAAUCACCCUGCUGAGUAUAAUGCACAAGAAUAGCAUAGCAUAAAGAGUCUAUAAAAUGUGUAGUGCUUUUGCAAAGCUGUCUAGGAAAAAAAAGCCAGUUGUUUUUACUUUCACACUUUCCUGUUCCUGUAUAAGUCGUGCCUUUCACUCAACACAGCCACAUUACUAGAAUGCAGUAAGUAUAUAUAUAAAUGGACACUUUUAUUAGAGUUUGGAUUUCAUAAAGAAAUGACAGUACACGUCAUAGUCAGCGGUGAGGCUACCAUGAUGGCAAUCUAGACCUUUUUCAUAAGCCUGCUGGUAAAUAGUACUCUGUUUUAGUGCUAAGCUGUGACAAACAUGGUGUUUUCCCUUUCAGAUGGCAUAUACUGUCAAGUUGCUUUUAUGCUUAUUUUUACUGUUUGUCAAGCAGCUUUGUAGAGUCUGUAUAUAUGAUAGAUAUCACAUAUCAAAAUGUUCAUCUUUAUAAGUAUAUGUAUCCUUAUACAAGGACCGUUAUGGGCUGUACAUUUGGAUAAGGCCAGACAGGCAGGUUUUAAAUGUCAGUGUUUAUUUAAACCAUAUAAAAAUCUUCCUCACCUACCAGAACUGCAUAUGGACGUAUGAUGUGUUUUAAACACUGAGUUGAUUAAUUUUGCAAUGUUGACAGAAAAAAAUGUGAAUUAAUUAUUAUGCAUUGUUUAUAUGCAUUAUGCAUUGCAUAAUAUAACCAAUAUGCAAAAACUAUUCAGAUGUAACCAGGUUAGGGAGAAAAUUCACAUUAGUACUAGUUAUGUUAAGACUCAUGGAUCCAUACAUCAUCUUUUGUCUUCAAUAGACACUUCACACAUAAUACUUUGGGCCAUAUGCAAUCCUCAAAACACAGGCUGCCGAGCAGUUUCACAAUCUGGGUUGGCUGGUAAUUCUAUCAUUUGUUUUUUACCUUCUACUCUAAGAGCAGCAUAAGUUGUUCUCUCAACUCCCGGCCAUGGGUGGCUGUGGCUUUAGCAGCAUUCAAACUCCUAUAAGUAGGGUACUGUUGUGCCACUCAUGAGCUCCUAGCAAAUUGUCUCUUUCCAUAGACUAAGUUCUCUAUUACCGACUGCUCACAAAUUAAAGAACCCUCCUCCCUCACUCCAAAUUCCCAUUAACCAUCGAAGUAAGUUGUUGGACUUGUAGAAUCCAUGCCAAUAGCUUGGGAAUUAUUAAUAGUAAUUGAAAGUACUUUUGGAUUAAGAUCUGGGAAGGUCAAAAGCAUAUGAAUAGUUGGUGUGAUAAGUAUAGAGCAUAUAGUUAGUGAACCCCUGUGCCCUGCUCCUUGGGGCAUUGUUAUCCAGACAAAGUACUUAUGAUAGAAAUUAUUUUAAUUUCCUUGUUACUAAUUUUUAGUCAGCUUUACCUUUAAGGGGACAAGUGAACCCAAACAAUUUGAACAAAGCUACUCCCUUCCUAAGCAGCUAUUCAUUUACAUUUUAGAUUACAUUCACCAUGAACCUUCAUAUACAGAUAAACGGUUAUUCUAAACCUGUAUAUAAUAAAUCUGGCCAGUCGUUUGUGAACAUGUCCUAAGUAUUGAGUUUGGGUGUUUUAUCCACACACAUUGCUUACAGGUGUUUAAAAAGUCUAACAUGACUGCUACAAUGCAAAAAGCAUGGUCCUUAAACCUUUUUACUGUUUAAUGUAGUAUUCUCCUCCUUCAGAAUGCAGUGUUUGUACUAUAAUGUGAUGAGGAUUCUUUUUUAUAAGAAUGAUAAGUGUGGUUAGAAGAAGACUGGUGCCAUGCUAAGUGCAGUUAACCCAAUGGUUAUUGGUAUAAAAUAAAGGGUGUGUAUGCAUAAGAAUGAUGCUGAGUAAAUUUUGCAUAAUUAUAAAGGUAAUUUAUGCAUAUUUUUGGGACAACAGCAAUUACUGUCAACUGGAAACAAAAAAAUGAAAAUGAUUCUAUUAAUUUGUAUGUGUUUAUUCUGUUUAGAAUGCGUUUCUAAUAAAAUUACGGAGCACA